AUGUUUUCUAAAAUAUCUUACUUUGAUCUUUACAGAAAUGACUAUAUAGCAGCCUCUGGAAGCAGAGCUGUGGGGGCAUUGGUACUCCAGGAAGGAGAGGUGGCAGUGGAGAGGCCGGACGAUGUCACCGUGGUACCCAUGCAGCUCACUGGGCCAGCCAUCCAGGCGAUUGACUCUUAUCAGAACUAUGGGAGCACAAUAGUUCCUCAAGCUUAUAUUCAGUUCAAAGACAUCCAAGAGCUUUUUGGAACCCCUCCAGACAAUUCACUCACUGAAGUACAAAAUAUUAACCUCCAAUUGUCAAAUGUGAAUACGAGUAGCUAUCAAGGCAGAGUUGACCACACGCAGCAAACUGUCUCAAGCAACAGUCCCUCACCAUUCAGUUGCCUGGGUGUAAGAGCAGAUAAAAUGACAGUGUGUGGUACAAACAACUCUAAUGAGAAUGCAGGAAUGGCCCAGGAAGAGGGGCAAGCUUGCAACAAAUGGAAAAAAUUUAUAAAACCAUCUGUAGGCAAAAAAAAGCCAGUUCGGAGAGCACCUCAAGCCAUUCCAGAUCCAGUGCCGGAAAGGAAAAGAACAGCACCCAUUAACCCUGCCUAUACAAUUCGGAAGAUGAGGGUUGCCAACAGCACCCUUUUGCAGCCACUUAGGGACAGGGUGAUGCAUUUGCUGGUGUUGAGGGGAUACAGGAAACCAGAGCUUCUUGUUCAACAACAGAAAGAAGGCAUCCAACAGAGGGACAGCCUCUCCCUGGAAACAAGUUGGCAACAGGCAGGAGAACUCAACCAGAAAAAUCUUACAGACACCUUAAAGGAUUGCAUUUUUAAAGAACUCGAGAGAGAUUGUCCUGGUUACAAUGAUCUAGACAAGCAGUCAUUGGAGCUGGAACUUGACAAAAUAGUAGAUUCAUCUCUGAAUACAACUGGCACCAAUCAGCCAGAACCUUCUACAGAUUUUAGUACGGAUGACAUAUCUCCAUCUGAGAAAGAGCUUUUAAAUUAUACUUUUACUGAUCCUUUAAGGAAAAGAAAAGUUAGAAUAUCUCACUUGACAACUAGACUACAGUCAUCACUGAAGAAUCAUUUGAAUAAUGCCAGUGAAAAAUCUGCUGCAGGUGUCCCACCACUCUCUUCAUCUAGGGUCAACCCCACUGCUCCACCUCUGCCCUCAAACCACCAUCCCAUUUCAAAUCCUUCUCAGCCUGUCAACUCCAGGCACAAUUCUCAUGGUUCUCCAGCAGACUCUGGGACUCAGUGUCCAAGUGUUGCUAGCUUUAGUGGAAACAGCAGCAGCUUAGAGAGCCAGCAGAGUAAACAAACUUUUUUGAAAGCUUCAGCAUCUGUUUGCAGUCAAAUGAAAUAUCUGAAACUCAGGAAGAACAAAACUUCAUCAUAUGAAACAUCCAAAUAUAAAUUUAUGGAAUACAAACCAAGGAACCAAAAUUCCAAUCUUAAAAUAAUGGAGAAACAGAAGACAAAUUCUAAAAAACUAGGUGAAGAUACAAAGCCAAGCUCCAGUGAGGUAGUUAACCAGGUUUUCACUGCCUCUGGGGAGACCGGUUCAACACCUAGUCUCCCAGAUUAUUUAACCAACUAUGCUACCAUAUUCUCUUCUGAGCAACGUCGGCAUUAUGAGAAGGCAUUUAGAGCAGAAUAUGAUGACUAUCAGGUCUUGUACACUAAGAUGCUGACUUUAUCUAGCACAUUUGCUAAUCUAGAGUUAAAAAGGAAACAGUUCCCUCUAGGCUCAAAAGAAUAUCAGGAUAUUAGUGAAGAAAUCUCACGAGAAUAUCAGAAGAUGAGGCAGCUUAAUCCCAAUUUUUAUGCAGAAAAACAUAGAUGCCAGUAUCUUUAUAGUAAGCUGACUCACAUUAAAAAAUUAAUAACUGAUUUUGACCAACGACAAGGGAAGUGA
This is a messenger RNA of Choloepus didactylus (southern two-toed sloth), 1914 nucleotides long. Its product is annotated as RNA polymerase II elongation factor ELL2-like. NCBI's taxonomy places the organism in Eukaryota, Metazoa, Chordata, Mammalia, Pilosa, Megalonychidae. The record is from RefSeq and is a predicted model, not a curated record. The transcript has a single exon. Gene Ontology annotation, molecular function: cis-regulatory region sequence-specific DNA binding. Gene Ontology annotation, biological process: positive regulation of transcription elongation by RNA polymerase II; transcription elongation by RNA polymerase II; snRNA transcription by RNA polymerase II. Gene Ontology annotation, cellular component: transcription elongation factor complex. Bases 1 to 1914 code for a protein of 637 amino acids.